Chlorocebus sabaeus (green monkey) is the source of this 1658-nucleotide messenger RNA. Lineage: Eukaryota; Metazoa; Chordata; Mammalia; Primates; Cercopithecidae. The record is from RefSeq and is a predicted model, not a curated record.
CCUGCGCCUCCCUUCGGCUGCCUCCCCUGCCCUCUCCUCUUCUCCGCCCCCGUUUCUUCUCCUUACAUCGCGCCUCGCCUCGCUUCUCGUCCUAAUGUCUGCACACCCCUCUGGUGUCUGUCGACCCUCCCAAUCGCUUCUCCCGCAUUCAUCUCUCGCCUGAUCCCGGUUCUGUCCGCCCAUGCUCAUUUCUCUCCCCCAGCCGUGCCCAGGCGCGUUUCCAUUGCUCUCCCAUUGUCGCCCACCGCGCGUGGGGCGGCCAACUUGGGCCCACGCAGCUCAGCUCCCUCCGCCCUUCCUGCCUCCUGGAGCCUGUUGCUCCCCAUACUCUGCCGGCCUCCCCCCCCCCCCCCCCCCCCCACAGCCUCUCUACCCACCCAUCUCCACGCUUCUCACCCUCUGACCGGCUCUCUCCCGCCCAGCGCUCCAACCUCUGCUCUCGUUCUCCCCGCAGCCUGGCGGCCCGGUGCGACCCCUGCACGCCCCAUGCCGGCCCUCCUGCUCCUCGUACUCCUGGCCUCUAGCGCCGGCCAGGCCGGGGCGCGUCCGUCCAACGCCACGAGCGCCGAGUCCGCGGGCCCGCUGCCCGCCCUGCUGGCGCACCUGCGGCGCCUGACCGGGGCGCUGACGGGUGGCGGGGGCGCAGCAAGCCCGGGCGCCAACGGCACGAGGACCGGCCCCGCGAGCGGAGCGGGCGCGGCGGCCCGGGCGCCCCCUCCCGCCGAGCUCUGCCACGGCUACUACGAUGUCAUGGGCCAGUACGACGCCACCUUCAACUGCAGCACCGGCUCCUACCGCUUCUGCUGCGGCACCUGCCACUACCGCUUCUGCUGCGAGCACCGUCACAUGCGCCUGGCGCAGGCCUCCUGCUCCAACUACGACACGCCGCGCUGGGCCACUACGCCGCCGCCGCUGGCCGGGGGCGCCGGGGGCGCUGGGGGUGCGGGCGGGGGGCCAGGGCCCGGCCAGGCCGGGUGGUUGGAAGGGGGCCGGACGGGGGGUGCCGGGGGCCGCGGGGGCGAGGGCCCCGGUGGCAGCACAGCCUACGUCGUGUGCGGGGUCAUCAGCUUCGCCCUGGCCGUGGGUGUCGGCGCCAAAGUGGCCUUCAGCAAGGCGUCCCGUGCGCCCCGGGCGCACCGGGAGAUCAACGUGCCCAGAGCUCUGGUGGACAUUCUGAGACAUCAGGCGGGGCCUGGGACCCGCCCGGACCGGGCCCGAAGCAGCUCCCUGACCCCGGGGAUCGGCGGUCCCGACAGCAUGCCCCCCAGGACGCCCAAGAACCUCUACAACACCGUGAAGACCCCCAACCUUGAUAAUCUGCACCACAACUACCUGCACCUCAACGUCAACAGCCCCAAGCACCACGCCGCCACCCUGGGUACGGAUGAGGGGCUGGCUGCGGGAAAGAGCAGGGCUCCUUCCCUUCCCCCUUUGUGUUGGGCCAGCUAUGCCAGGUGCCUGGUAUAGAGCAGGAGCGAGACCACUGUGAGCUCAGUCCUCAUGGCACUCAUGGUCUGGCUAGGUCACCAAGUGAACCUGUCUCCUCGUGUGGACGUCGAAAGUGGUCAUCUAGGCCGGGCGCGGUGGCUCAAGCCUGUAAUCCCAGCACUUUGGGAGGCCGAGACGGGCGGAUCACGAGGUCAAGAGAUCGAGACCAU